AUGUCUGCCUCUUGUUCAGCGUUGAGACGGCUGACCCACAGGUCUCCCCGCACUUGGCCCUCCCGCAUCUCCUCCGUCUCCAGGCCUGCAUCUUCUCUUUCUUCCGUUGCUCGUCCCAGUCUCAGGACUCCCUCAACAUUUUCUCGCGUCUCUCGGUUUUCCACCAUGUCUCCCCUCCAAUCUGCUGCCCCCGUCGUUCCCGGCGAUAAGCCGUACGACCCGGAGAUCAAGGAUAUGGCCGACUAUAUCCACAACUACAAUGUGAACUCGGACUUGGCGUAUGACACCGCCCGUUUGGUGUUCCUCGACACCCUGGGUUGCGGUCUGGAGGCUUUGAAGUUCAAGGAAUGCUCCAAGCUCCUGGGCCCGGUGGUGGACGGCACCGUGGUCCCCAAUGGCACUCGUGUUCCGGGAACACCUUACCAGCUGGACCCUGUCAAUGGCGCUUUCAACAUUGGUGCUAUGAUCCGCUGGCUGGACUACAACGACUGCUGGUUGGCUGCUGAGUGGGGUCACCCCUCGGACAACCUGGGUGGUAUUCUGGCUGUCGCCGACUGGGUUUCUCGCACAAACCGUGCGGGCGGAAACAUCGCCGGCGGCAAGAUCUUCCAGGUCAAGGAUGUCCUGGAGGCCAUGAUCAAGGCCCACGAGAUCCAGGGUGUGUUGGCGCUGGAGAACUCCUUCAACAAGGUCGGCUUGGACCACGUGGUCCUGGUCAAGGUUGCCACCACUGCCGUGGUUGCAAAGAUGCUCGGUCUCAGCGAGAAGCAGACCGCAGACGCGAUUACCCAGGCGUUCGUGGACGGACAGUCGCUCCGUACCUACAGACACUCCCCCAACACCAUGUCGAGGAAGUCCUGGGCUGCGGGUGACGCAUGCCAGCGGGCCGUCAACCUCGUCUUGAAGGUGCAGAAGGGCGAGGGUGGCCUGCACACCGUUCUGUCUGCCCCCAUCUGGGGUUUCUACGAUGUUCUGUUCAAGGGCAACAAGUUCCAGUUCCAGCGCCCCUACGGUAGCUACGUCAUGGAGAAUGUUCUCUUCAAGGUCUCCUACCCGGCCGAGUUCCACUCCCAGACUGCGAUCGAGGCCGCUCAGAUCGUCAACGUGAAGCUCAAGGCUCUUGGAAAGACUGCCGCCGACAUUAAGGAGAUCAGAAACCGCACCCACGAGGCGUGCAUCCGUAUCAUUGACAAGCAGUUCAAGCCGAUGGACAACUUUGCCGAUCGUGACCACUGUGUCCAGUACAUGGUCGCAACCAUGUUGGCGUUCAACCGGUUGACUGCCAACGACUACGCCGACGGAUCGGAGGCCGCUACCUCUCAGCUCCUGGAUGACCUGCGGAAGCGCAUCUACUGUGUCGAGGACCCCCAGUUCACCAAGGAUUACCACGACCCUGCCAAGCGCACCAUCCCCAACGCCCUCACCGUUACUCUGAACGACGGAACGGUGCUUGAUGAGGUGGUUGUUGAGGCACCCUUGGGCCACCGUCUGCGGCGUGAGGAGGCCAAGCCGGAGAUUCUGGCCAAGUACAAGCGUCAUCUGGAGGCGCACUUCGACCAGGCCCGUAUUGACCAGCUGAUCCAGAUUGGCUGGGACCGGGCCGCUCUCGAGGGCUAUGAUGUCGACCAGUACGUCGACCUGUAUGUCAAGGACCAGAUUGUGGCAUCCCAGUAGAGUCAUGAUUGUAUAUGCGACAUGGAGAUAUUAUACCAUAAUUUGAAGCGAGAUUUUGAAGACAUCGUGUAUGAGAUAAACGAGAAUUAGCCAGUGAUAGAAAACUUAGAAUUACGAUAUGGUGGGACUGAG
Molecule: messenger RNA, 1806 nt
Organism: Aspergillus costaricaensis CBS 115574
Lineage: Eukaryota; Fungi; Ascomycota; Eurotiomycetes; Eurotiales; Aspergillaceae
Product: putative 2-methylcitrate dehydratase
Exons: 4
Coding region: 1-1674 (557 amino acids)
Cellular component (GO): mitochondrion
Molecular function (GO): 2 iron, 2 sulfur cluster binding; 2-methylcitrate dehydratase activity
Source: RefSeq, a predicted model, not a curated record